Messenger RNA from Pocillopora meandrina, 2427 nucleotides. Lineage: Eukaryota; Metazoa; Cnidaria; Anthozoa; Scleractinia; Pocilloporidae. The record is from the annotation of a GenBank genome assembly.
GUCAUCCCUGAAGUCAUCCCUAAGCCCACCCGGACAUGUUAAUAGUGGCCUCAUAGAGUAAAUAACGAUGUUUUUUCCGUUAAAAUUUAACAUUUAUUUGUCAGUCUUUUCGUAAAACUUACGUUCAUAUUAACUUUUUAACGGUUUUGGUAUGUCUAAGCAGCGAAAUUCGAAAUCAGCCAAGUCCAAUGUUGGUAAACUUGCAUCAGACCAACCACAAAAUUGCGAUCAUGAUCAGAGUGCCUUGCGUGAAGGGAAAGAUGAAACUUUGUCUUCCCCAGCUACAAGAGCUCAGGAAUCCUUCAGUGUCUAUUAUGUUUCGUUAUCUGUGGUAGUUGUUUUGGUUGCGGGCCUUUUAGCCUUUUCUGUUUCUCAUCGUUUUAAAAAUUCCGUAACUGUGCCAACCAAGGCAGAUACCAAACCCAAAGGGCUGGUUCUACUUACUGAAGAAGAACUUUCCAAACAUGAUGGGUCCGAUCCUAAUGUCCCGGUAUACCUGUCAAUUCUCGGUCGAAUUUACGAUGUCGAUAAAGGAAGACAGCAUUAUGAAGUUGGGAGCGGGUACAAUGUGUUUGCAGGUCGGGAUUCCACGCCAUCGUUUGUGACAGGAGAAUUCUCAAGAGAAAAAGCUACGGAUGAUGUGAAGGGAUUAUCUCCAGAAGAAAUGUUAGGUGUCAAAGAGUGGUUAGACUUCUACAGAAAGGAUUAUAUCUAUGUUGGAAAGCUAAUUGGUCGCUACUAUGACAGUGAAGGAAAUCCCACUGAAGCACUGAAGGAAGCUAAAACAGUCAUUAAGGAAGGGCAAAAAUUAAAGAAGCUUCAAGAAGCUCAAAAUAAACGUUAUCCAGGUUGUAACUCUAAAUGGAAUGCAGAGGAAGGCUCGACAGUUUGGUGCUCUCAAAACAGGUAUGAAGAUACCAAAAUACCGAAAAAACUUUUCCAGUAUUAAGAGAUGGGAUUGGUUGUGUAAAGUCAUACAUGUAUGUCAUAAAAUGGAUUUCCAGAGCAAAUUUGUUUCCUUAAUUAAAAAAAAUGUGCCACUAAGGAGAAAGGAACACAAUUUAUAUAAAAGUACAAUGAAACAUGAGCAAUAUUUUAUGAACUGCCUAUGUUACUUUGACUUCAAACCACAAACUUUUGGCAAAUUAGUGACUUAAAUCAGAAAUUUAGGGGGCAAAAUUUUUCUUCAGAGGCCAUGCUGAAAUGUAGGCAUCUUGGAGCCUUUUUCUAGACAAGAGCUUGCACAGGGCUCAGUUGGAUGUGCCACUAGCCUCUAAGAAAAAAGUUUGAAAAUGUUUGAUUGGGUUUACCAAUCACAGUUGUCAUGUCAGUUUAGUUUUCUACAUAGCUAUAGCUAUGCUUUUCUAGGUUUUCUCCUAUACUUUAUGUACCUCAUUAUUACAAUAGAAUCUUUAGCCAAAUGUUUGUUAAUGUUUAAGUACCUUUGCUAUGGAUAUUUUGUAAAAUUCAGUAUAUCUGAAAAUUAGCAAUGUCUUUCACCCAGAUCUGAGCCCUAUUACAAAAUGAAUCUUUUGUCUUUCUCCUGCAGUGGUGGAAUAAGUCGUAGUUGGGUCGGAGUACCAAGAAAAAUGUUUAAACCAGGGAAAAAGGAUUCUAAGUGUGUGUGUAUUAAGACUACUGGCCCAUCAAGUGACACUGGUGAAGGAAAUGAUGGUGACUUGAAUAAUCCAACAAUGAAGCAGUAUGUUGGGUGUGGCAAAUAUGAUGUCUCAUGUAAACUCUAAUUUUUAUUGACAUGGAGAAAUUGAUUGCUCUCUACUUUUAAUCACUUUUAAAGUCCUUAAUCAAUUAAAUGUUAUAAAGUAAAAGUCUUCUGUUCAAAUGUAAACUUAAAUGUAAGUGGAGCCUUUUUAGUGAUGGUAGUACAUAGUUGAAUUAUAUUUGAAUAAUUGCUAUGUUUAAUUAACUUAGAUGCAUUAUCAUGGGAUAGUUUGUCAAGGGUGGCACAGGAUUCAUCAAAGUAUCGUGCUAUUAUUUAAUCAAAGUAUUCAAUGUUGGAUAUUUUAUAUUUUUUGCUAGAAAUGCAGCAAAUUAUUUCAGUCUUACACUGUCUGUACCAUACUUUACCUCAUCUGUUGUUAGAAUUUUUAAUUUUUUACACAAUUUAAAGAUUAUCCACCUCGUUGUCACAGCUCAGACUAGAAAGUUAGGUAUUUCCAAAGGACAUUUACAAUAGUUUAUAAUUUGUUCAUUAUCAGCAUCUUCAAUAUGAGAUGGAAACAGGAGCUGGAAGCUGGAAAUUGGGAUAUGGAGGAUUUUGUGUUUUUAUUGAGCUGGAACAAGGGACUUGUUCCAGCGCAUUAGAUCUUGUAAUUCAAGCGCAUUAGAUCACAUACCCAUGUAUUUUGCACUAUAUAAAUAAUGAAGUUAAAAUUAAAUUGUUUCUCAAUAUUUGCAAGAUUGGAU